AAAAUGGAUCAAAGUGAUCAAGAGGUGAAUUCAAAUUUAAAUUUACUUCGAAUGAAUGACAAGGAUGACUCGGGAAAAGAUACAAAAAAGACCGAUACACAAGGCUCAAAAGAUACGGAGAAAGCUGCGACAUCGUCAACUGAAGAUGUACAAUUAAGUUUCGAAGGUGACGAAUACUAUCAUGGUCUCUUACCUAAAGAAGAUCUACCUUUCCUUCUAAAAGAGAUUGGCGAUUUUGUAACUCGAUCAACACCGUCCAAUACACGUGAUAAUCACCGCAUUUUGGUUCUUUCUGUCAAAACACUAUCGGUUAAAUGUCAAAAAUCGUUUCGACAUAUUGUGCUUCGAGUGAAAAAGGUUGACGGUAAAGAUGAAUGGAGGGCAUUCGAGAACACUAAAUUCGGGUCGCUCAAGGAACUUAUCGACACCUAUGUAAAAGAAUCAAUACUGAUACGAGGCAUCAAACAACAACCGUGGGAGUUUCGCAACGAUGAUGUAAAAUUGAAAAGUGUUAUUGGAACAGGACAGUUUGGCGAUGUCAAGGCUGGUGAAGUUGUAAUUAAAGGGAAAUUGAAGAAAGUUGCCGUAAAAUUGGGUAAAGAGGAUGACUCCGGUCACAGAUUAAAUAAAGAACAACUUAAAGAGUUACUGCACGAAGCACGAUUGAUGCGACUUUUCAAGCAUGAGAACAUACUGAAAACGUACGGUGUUGCAGUUCAUAAGGAACCGAUCAUGAUUAUCCUUGAACUUAUAUUAGGAUUGGAGAAGGUUGUUAGAGGCAUUCUGGCGAGAUGGACCGCAAACUGGGAAGGUAGGAGGGUUCGUGGAGCAAAGUUGAGAAUCGCAUGUUGUUCUCAAGGGAGGACCGAGGGGCCUAAUGAAUCACACAAAACUCUAAUGAACUCUAAUGAAUCACACAAAAUUGUUCGAAGAACCUUCACAGGGAACACAUGCAACACUGUCAUCAAAUUUCAGAUUAAAGGUGGAUGCAUCCUCGAAGUAUUACAUUCGCGUCGUGGACACAUUUCAGAAUACGAGAAAGCAGGUCACAUGUGCUUAGGUACGGCAGAGGGCCUUGCUUACUUACAUGCACAUCGCUGCAUACAUCGCGAUAUCGCUGCAAGAAACGUUUUAUACACGCAUGAUAAAAUUGCAAAAAUAAGUGAUUUUGGAUUAUCGUAUGUGGGUGACUGCUAUGUUGUGAGAAGAAGUAAAAAGAUACCAUUACGAUGGACAGCACCAGAAAGUUUUACAACGUUUAAAUUCACCGCGAAAACGGAUGUCUAUUCAUUUGCGAUUUUUAUGUGGGAAGUUUUAACGGAUGGUGACGAGCCUUAUGCACAUAAAACAAACAUUGAAGUGAGACGAAUGGUGGAAAAAGGCGAUAGAUUAGCCAGACCGAAAGGCUGUUCAAAUGAAACAUUUAGCAUAGUUGAGAAAUGUUGGAUAUCAAAUCCAGAUUUUCGUUGUUCUAUGAAAGAAGUUUGA
Anisakis simplex (herring worm) is the source of this 1488-nucleotide messenger RNA. NCBI's taxonomy places the organism in Eukaryota, Metazoa, Nematoda, Chromadorea, Rhabditida, Anisakidae. The record is from the annotation of a GenBank genome assembly.